UCAUCGUCCUCAACAAGGGAAAGUCCAUCUUCCGCUUCUCAGCCACCCCUGCCCUCUACAUGCUGGGGCCCUUCCAUCCCAUCCGCCGAGGAGCCAUCAAAGUCCUCAUCCAUUCAUUGUUCAGCAUGUUCAUCAUGAUCACCAUCUUAACCAACUGCGUGUUCAUGACGAUGAGCAACCCCCCAGCGUGGUCCAAGAACGUGGAAUACGCCUUCACUGGGAUCUACACCUUCGAGUCCCUCAUCAAGAUCCUGUCUAGAGGGUUCUGCAUCGAUGACUUCACAUUCCUGCGUGACCCGUGGAACUGGCUGGACUUCAUGGUCAUCUCCAUGGCCUACAUCACUGAGUUCGUGGACCUGGGGAAUAUCUCCGCUCUCAGGACCUUCCGUGUCCUCCGUGCCUUGAAGACCAUCACGGUGAUACCAGGGCUGAAGACCAUCGUGGGGGCCCUGAUCCAGUCGGUGAAGAAGCUCUCGGACGUGAUGAUCCUCACCGUGUUCUGCCUGAGCGUCUUCGCCCUCAUCGGCCUCCAGCUCUUCAUGGGCAACCUGCGCCAGAAGUGUGUGCGGUGGCCACCACCCAACAGCACCUUCCUGGAGGACCUGGGGCUGGACAAUGACACCUGGGACAACUCCACCUUCUACGACUUCAUGGACAGCUUCACCGGCAACUUCACCGAUGACUUAACUGGGAAUUUCACGGGGAACUUCACCAGUAACAGCACGUUUGACUUCGAGGCCUACAUCAAUGAUGAAGCCAAUUUCUACUUCCUGGAGGGAGCCCUUGAUGCCCUGCUCUGCGGGAACAGCAGCGAUGCCGGGAAGUGCCCCGAGGGCUACGAGUGCAUGAAGGCGGGGAGGAACCCCAAUUAUGGCUACACCAGCUACGACACCUUCAGCUGGGCCUUCCUGGCCCUGUUCCGCCUCAUGACCCAGGACUACUGGGAGAAUCUCUUCCAGCUGACRCUGAGGGCAGCGGGGAAGACCUACAUGAUCUUCUUCGUGGUGGUCAUCUUCCUGGGCUCCUUCUACCUCAUCAACCUCAUCCUGGCCGUGGUAGCCAUGGCUUACGCCGAGCAGAACGACGCCACCAUGCUGGAGGAGCAGCAGAAGGAGGAGGAGUUCCAGCAGCUCUUGGAGCAACUGAAGAAGCAGCAAGAGGAGCAGGAAAGGAUGUUGCAGGAGCGCACGUCCAGCAGCGAUUCCCUGCCCAGCAGCGUGGCCACCAAGGGGCUGGACUCGGACCUCAACAGUGACCAGGACAAGGCCAAGGACUGCAAUGGGCAGGUGGUGCCCAAGAUCACCCUGCAGAGAUCCGACACCGUCAUCGACUUCAACCCCACCUACGAGCCUGAGAAGCCGGACCUCAACCACCUCACCGUGGGCAACCAGGACGGGCCAGGGCUGGACAAGAGGGUGGGAAGCGCCAUCAGUGUCAUCUCCAACGCUGUGGAAGAGCUGGAGGAAGCUCACCAGAAGUGCCCGCCCUGGUGGUACAAAUUUGCCCACACCUUCCUGGUGUGGAACUGCUGCCCUCCGUGGGUGAAGCUGAAGGAGUUUGUCAAGCUGGUGGUGAUGGACCCCUUCGUGGACCUGGGCAUCACCAUCUGCAUCGUGCUCAACACCCUCUUCAUGGCCAUGGAGCACUACCCCAUGACCGAGGAGUUCGAGAAUGUGCUGAGCGUGGGCAACCUGGUGUUCACCGGGAUCUUCACGGCUGAGAUGGUGCUGAAGCUCAUCGCUCUGGAUCCCUACGAGUAUUUCCAGCAGGGCUGGAACAUCUUCGACAGCUUCAUCGUCACCCUGAGCCUGGUGGAGCUGGGCUUGGCCAACGUGCAGGGGCUCUCCGUGCUCCGCUCCUUCCGCCUGCUCAGGGUGUUCAAGCUGGCCAAAUCCUGGCCCACCCUCAACAUGCUCAUCAAGAUCAUUGGCAACUCCGUUGGUGCCUUGGGCAACYUGACGCUGGUGCUGGCCAUCAUCGUCUUCAUCUUCGCCGUGGUGGGGAUGCAGCUCUUCGGCAAGAGCUACAUCGAGUGCGUGUGCAAGAUYUCGGUGGAUUGCACCCUGCCCCGCUGGCACAUGAAUGACUUCUUCCACUCCUUCCUCAUCGUCUUCCGCAUCCUGUGCGGCGAGUGGAUCGAGACCAUGUGGGACUGCAUGGAGGUGGCCGGCCAGACCAUGUGUCUCAUCGUCUUCAUGAUGGUCAUGGUCAUCGGGAACCUCGUGCCUGAAUCGCCGUCCCUGCAGAACCCCCUGUCCAGUGACAACGCCUCCUCCGUGUGCAGCACCGUGGAUUACAAACCCCCCGCGCCCGAGGAGGAGGAGGUGGCCGAGGUGGCCGAGGAGAGCAACGAGCCCGAGGAGUGCUUCACUGAAGCCCACAAAGCCAAGGGGAACCAAAACCAGGAGCUGAUCAGGUCCAUGGAACCUUCAAACCCCACACUGAUCAGGAACAUGGAUAAAUGCCAUUUAUCCAUUUAUCAAGCUGCCAACUCCCAAGCCCUGGGAAUGCAGGGAGAUGCCAGCGCUUUCGAGGACAUCUACAUCGAGCAGCGCAAGGUGAUCCGCACCAUCCUGGAGUACGCCGACAAGGUCUUCUCCUACAUCUUCGUCAUCGAGAUGCUGCUCAAGUGGGUGGCAUACGGCUUCAAGGUGUACUUCACCAACGCCUGGUGCUGGCUGGAUUUCCUCAUCGUGGAUGUGUCCCUGGUCAGYCUGACGGCCAACUGGAUGGGCUACUCGGAGCUGGGAGCCAUUAAAUCCCUGCGGACGCUGCGGGCCCUGCGACCCCUGCGCGCUCUGUCCCGCUUYGAGGGCAUGAGGGUGGUGGUGAAUGCCCUGCUGGGCGCYAUCCCCUCCAUCAUGAACGUGCUGCUGGUCUGCCUCAUCUUCUGGCUCAUCUUCAGCAUCAUGGGCGUCAACCUGUUCGCGGGCAAGUACUACCGCUGCGUCAACACCACCACRGGCGAGCUCUUCGACAUCGACGUGGUCAACAACAAGAGCGACUGCAUGGCCCUGCUCCACACCAACGAGGUCAGAUGGGUCAACGUCAAGGUCAACUUCGACAACGUGGGCUUGGGAUACCUGUCGCUGCUGCAGGUGGCCACCUUCAAAGGCUGGAUGGACAUCAUGUACGCGGCCGUGGACUCGCGUGAGAUUGAGGAGCAGCCACAGUACGAGAUCAACCUCUACAUGUACAUCUACUUYGUCAUCUUCAUCAUCUUCGGCGCCUUCUUCACCCUGAACCUCUUCAUUGGCGUCAUCAUCGACAACUUCAACCAGCAGAAGAAGAAGUUCGGAGGCAAAGACAUCUUCAUGACAGAGGAGCAGAAGAAAUACUACAACGCCAUGAAGAAGCUGGGCUCCAAGAAACCCCAGAAGCCCAUCCCCAGGCCAGCGAACAAAAUCCAAGGCAAGGUCUUCGACUUCGUUACCAAGCAGGUGUUUGACAUCACUAUCAUGAUCCUGAUUUGUCUGAACAUGGUGACCAUGAUGGUGGAGACAGAUGACCAGAGCGAGCUCAAAACCUCCGUCCUCUACAAGAUAAACCUGGUCUUCAUCGUCAUCUUCACCGGCGAGUGCGUGCUCAAGAUGUUUGCCCUGCGCUACUACUACUUCACUGUGGGCUGGAAUAUCUUUGACUUCGUGGUGGUCAUCUUCUCCAUCCUAGGUAUCGUCCUCUCGGACAUCAUCGAGAAGUAUUUCGUGUCCCCCACGCUCUUCAGGGUGAUCCGGCUGGCGAGGAUUGGCCGCGUGCUCCGGCUGAUCCGCGGCGCCAAAGGCAUCCGCACGCUGCUCUUCGCCCUGAUGAUGUCCCUGCCUGCCCUGUUCAACAUCGGCCUCCUGCUCUUUCUCGUCAUGUUCAUCUACUCCAUYUUCGGCAUGUCCAACUUYGCCUACGUCAAGAAAGAGUCGGGCAUCGACGACAUCUUCAACUUCGAAACCUUCGGCAACAGCAUCAUCUGCCUCUUCCAGAUCACCACGUCGGCGGGGUGGGACGGGCUCCUCAACCCCAUUCUCAACAGUGGGCCCCCGGACUGCGACCCCGAGCUGGAAAAUCCUGGCAGUUCAGUGAAAGGUGAUUGUGGCAACCCAUCCAUCGGCAUCUUCUUCUUCUGCAGCUACAUCAUCAUCUCUUUCCUCAUCGUGGUCAACAUGUACAUCGCCAUCAUCCUGGAGAACUUCAGCGUGGCCACGGAGGAGAGCAGCGAGCCCCUCUGUGAAGAUGACUUCGAGAUGUUUUACGAGACCUGGGAGAAGUUUGACCCUGACGCCACCCAGUUCAUCGCCUACAGCACCCUGUCGGACUUUGUGGACACCUUGCAGGAGCCGCUCCGAGUUGCCAAGCCCAACAAGAUCAAACUCAUCACCAUGGAUCUGCCAAUGGUCGCCGGGGACAAAAUCCACUGCCUGGACAUCCUCUUUGCCCUGACAAAGGAAGUGCUGGGAGACUCGGGCGAGAUGGAUGCCCUGAAGGCCACCAUGGAGGAGAAGUUCAUGGCUGCCAACCCCUCGAAGGUGUCCUACGAACCCAUCACCACCACCCUGAAGAGAAAGCAGGAGGAGGUCUGUGCCACCAAGAUCCAGAGGGCUUUCCGCAGGUACCUCCUGAGGCGCUCAGUGAAGCAGGCGUCCUACAUGUACCGGCACAGCCAGGACACCCUGGGCGACGACGCGCCCGAGAAGGAAGGGCUGAUCGCCACCAAAAUGCAGCAGAUCUACGGGACCCCUGGGACAGAGGUGGAGACAGCCCCUGCCCUGGCCCUCGAGCCCAUUCCUGGCUCAGAGACGCCCCGGGAAGCUCCCGAGGAAUCUCCAGGCUGGGACAAGGGACGUGUGGUGAAAGAGUCACUGGUGUAGCACGAUGGGCUCCCACUGCCGGCCCAGCCCGAAGAGACUUCCUCUGCAUUUCCUGCUCAAAGCUCUUCCAUGCACAGAUCUCUAGAUCUUAGAUAUUGAGCUAAUUUCACAUAGUUCAAGCAGCCACCUUGACUUUCCAAGCAGGAUCUCCUCCUGAUCCUGGGUUUUACAGCCCACUGCACUUGCAAAGAGUUUAAUUCUUUUYUUCUGAUGGGAACUCAAAAUGUGAAAUGUGUUGUCAGUGAAAGAGAAACGAGUUGGUUUUGAAAUUAUCUCAUCACAGCAGCGAUGGUUUUCAGACGUGAACAGAAGAGUAUGGUYGUCCUUUCACUCAGAGUAAUUAUUUAUUAAUGUUAUUUCACUAUUAAGAGAUUUUCUUCUAUUUUAUUCUUCCAGAGUGCAGCCAAGCAACCAGUGAAAGAUGAGCCAAGUGAAAUAAUAUUAAGAAUAAUUACAGAAAGCACAAGGUUUUCUGAACAAAAAAAAUAUCUCCAAAGUCUUAAAGCAGCACCUUUCUUUUGAACCUCUGAAUAAGCUUGAUGAUUAUUUUUUGUUACAUACAAGAGAAAGUGCAAUUAUGUCUUAAAAAAUUGGUUUGCAAAAAGCCAAAGCAUCUGCAGAUUUGUUCUCAGGGUUAAAUAUCAGGCUUUCAAGGUCUCUGAAUAUGCAUUGAAGCUAGAAAUCGUUCAGGUCUCUGCAGGACGAAUGUAAACGUUAUUUAUGGUCAGGUUUUACUCCGUUUUCCUGUUUCCAUCCAGGUCUUGUGGCAGGAAAGCCAUGGGCAAAGGUAGAGUUUGGAAAAGGUCCUCCCAGAGUCACCAGUCUGUGGGACAAAACUCUCCGGGAUUGGGACAAAACACUCCAGGAUAGGGACAAAACUCUCCAGUUGUUGUUUGUUUUUUUUUUCUAGCCCUGUUGCAAGAGGAGCCAUCCCACUGGAGUGCUCUUGGUUGGUGUUGCCAUGUACUCUUCAUUAGUCUUAAUUAAUGAGAUGGAUCCCCAGGGACUGGGGCUUUGAGUGAUCCUUCCCACGAGCUGCUUUAGGGGUGCCUUAAAUCCCACCCAARCCCCAGGUGUCUCCGUGCAAUAAACGCUCCCACUGGGGUGGGAAUCCUGAAAUUCCUGGGCAGAGCAUCCUCCCCGAGGCUGGAGCUGCAGAGAGGCCCCGGUGGCACAUUCAGGGUGCUCCAGGCAGGUCCUCAGCAGGAAAGCUCCGGACAGAGGAGCCUUUUCACGGGGGAAAAUGGGAUUUUCUGCUCUUUACAUCAAAAAAGAAGGAAACCAAGGAAAAAUGGCCCUGGCACAGAGCAGCUGCAGCUGCCCUGUCCUUGGAAUGUCCAGGUUGGACAGGGCUUGGAGCACCCUGGGAUAGUGGAAGGUGCCCUGCCCAUGGCAGGGGUGGCACUGGGUGAGCUUUGAGGUCCUUCCACCCCAAACCAYCCUGGGAUUCUGUGAAAAAAGGCCCCAAUUUGAGCUCUGACCCCUUUCUGCCUUCCAAAGGGAAUUUAAAAAACCCCACUUGAGAUCAAACACAAACCAAAACCUCUUCCAGUUCAAACAAGGGCUGUUCCUGAAGCCAAAGGCUCUGUCUUUUUGUAUUGUGAUGGUUCUCUCCUCCUCUGGGGCCGCUUUGGGAGCUGCGGGCUGGCUGGGAGCRGGGCUGAGCUCGGUUCGGACCCUGAGCCGCCAGCCUGGGGACAGAGCUGGGGACACUCGGCUCAGUCACUGGCCCUGUGCUGGUGUCUCCAUGAGGAUGCUCCCUGGAGCCGCAGCCGCCGGCGUUUCCUUGGGCAGCAUCCCCGGCUCGGCGGCCCCAGCCCGGAUCGUGGCUCACGGUCGAUGCUGCUUCUCCGUUUGUGUCGUCGGGGCUGGGGAAAUGCCCCCGAGCAGGGUUUGUGUGAGCUAAAGCCGAUUUUCUUUGUACAUUUCUUAAAAUAAACCACUGUA
Molecule: messenger RNA, 6806 nt
Organism: Malurus melanocephalus (red-backed fairy wren)
Lineage: Eukaryota; Metazoa; Chordata; Aves; Passeriformes; Maluridae
Gene: SCN4A
Product: sodium voltage-gated channel alpha subunit 4
Biological process (GO): sodium ion transmembrane transport; membrane depolarization during action potential; neuronal action potential
Cellular component (GO): plasma membrane; voltage-gated sodium channel complex; axon
Molecular function (GO): voltage-gated sodium channel activity; protein binding
Source: RefSeq, a predicted model, not a curated record